AGAAAACAAUAUCACACUGUAAUACAGUAAGUAGGACGGAGAUAUCAGACGCAGCAAGAUACAUACAUGUUCAAACGCAAUUGUUGUGUGAUGCAGUAUAUAUGCCGGAGUGGAGAAAGCGAAAGCAAAGCAGUUGAUUAGGCUGCAAGGAUUUUCCAGCCUGAACGUUUGUCUAUUUUUGGGAAUGUAUUAUUUUUUUUAUUGACAAUGUUAUGUCUCUUUCUUUGAAUACUUGGUUGGCAGUGACGACAACUUUCCCUUUUUAACUAGCCUUCUUAAUCUAACGUUCGUUGGUUUGGGAAAGAAGACAAACUGCGAAUAGGGGAAAAUACAUCAUUUUAGAAUGGAAAACGACUAAACCUUGGAUUGGGACAGUACAUCAUCGCGACAGCUCGCAAUGUUAAAUGCGGAAAUGCGCUAUUUUCUUUGGUUUGUGGAUAUUUCAGCUCGAUCGAGGAGAAUAAAAAGCCUUUGGGUGUCUGUGAUUGGACCGGACACGGACUGGGGCUGACUGAUGUUUUUCCAGGAGGAAAUGUUUUUUGGGGAGAGAUGAAUACGAGUUUGCUGCUGCUCGCAGCAGGAGAGAUGCCAGUCACUCCAUGCGCCACACUCCAGUGAGGCUUGACAACGUGCCGGCAAAAACGGAAAAGAUUCAUGGAUAAUUCUAUGUUUCAUUUUUCUAAAAUAUUUAUGUAAAAUUGUUGUUUGAUUGUACUCUUAUUUUAUGGGUUAGAACAGAUGUCCACACCUCCACAACUUUAUCUGUCUGCUGCGUUUUCAAACCUUUCCAAGUGGAGAUGGACAUUGUGCGUUUGUGUACGGUAUUGGACUGGAGUAGCCUAUACAGUAGGCAGAACAUUAGUGCUGUCAAGCUCUGGCCUCCUGGCAAUUAUUCACGCUGACUGGUAUUGUAGAAUGCAUGCUAUUUUAUUGUGAAAUAAUAUAGUCUGUCGUUUUUUUUUAAUAGAAUGUGAGAUUGAACUGUCAGAAAACACAUCUCAUAUAUAUUUGAAUAUGUCUCCAAAAUACAUUUCCUGAAGUUUUUGAAAAAUACUUAAAUUUGCCAUUCAGCUUCAAAAAGGAGAUGAUAAUAUAAACAACACAACAACAAAAUGUCUUGGACCAUGGCAAAAAAGUGGAUAGGGUGCUAUAUAUUUUUACUGGCACUCUUGGCAGUGGGAAUGGCCUUUUCGGGUGUAUUCAACGCGUCCGAAAAAUACAUUUUUACGGAUGAUUUGGUGCCGCUCAAACUCACCCAGGCUAAAGCAUCAGAGCAUCGAAAACUUCAAUCUACCGAUUCUCAUCCCAACCUGUAUUUCAACCAAGUUGAUGUACAGCUUAUGAGGCAAAGAUCAUCCAGCACACACAGCCACAUUUUCAAAGUAAUCAGAGCAGCGGUCCUGACCAUGCUGUCCAAUGUGCCCCUUUACAUGCCCCCUGCAAAACAUGAGGAGUUUACUAGCAAGUGGAAUGAGAUUUACGGGAACAACCUACCCCCCCUUGCUCUGUAUUGCCUGCUGUGCCCAGAGGAUUCCGGUGCCCUGCAGUUUCUCAUGAAGUUUAUGGAUAGAAUGGCAAAUUACCCGGACUGGAAGGUGACCAGUGCUCCCAAUGAUGAGGUGCCCUUGGCACACUCACUUACUGGGUUUGCCACCGCAUAUGACAUUAUUUACUCGUUCCUGGACGAGCACCGACGGGAUGUUUACCUCAAGAGAAUUCGCUCUGAGACAGAGGAGCUGUAUGAAACAUCUAAGUAUAGGGGUUGGGGGAAGCAGUAUCUCCAAAAUCAUCAAACCACUAAUAUAUUAGCCAUCUUGACUGGGGCUAUUGUGGUCGGCGCCCAUGAGGACCCAGAAACGAUGGUUUGGAAACAGGUGUCAGUCAAUUAUAUGGAGAAGACCAUGUUUCUCCUAAACCACGUUGUAGACGGGUCACUAGAUGAGGGCGUGGCAUACGGGAGCUAUACAGCCAAGUCGAUCACUCAGUAUGUUUUCUUAGCGCAACGUCAUUUCAACAUUGACAACACACAGAACAACUGGCUGCGGGAACACUUCUGGUUCUACUAUGCCACUCUUCUGCCCGGCUUUCAGAGGACUGUGGGCAUAGCCGACUCCAACUACAACUGGUUCUACGGCCCAGAGAGCCAGCUGGUGUUCCUAGACACAUUUGUUAUAAGAAACGGCACUGGGAACUGGCUAGCCCAGCAGAUUAGAAAGCACAGGCCCAAAGACGGUCCCAUGGGUCAGUCCUCUGCCCAGCGCUGGACUACCCUACACACUGAGUACAUCUGGUACAAUGCCCAUCUCACUGCACAACCUCCCCAUGGCUUUGGCAAAGCCAGGAUGCAUAUUUUCUCCAACUGGGGUGUGGUGACGUACGGAGCCGGGCUGCCCAACGGUCAGGGAAACACAUUUGUCUCCUUUAAAUCCGGGAAGCUGGGUGGCCGUGCCGUGUAUGACAUCGUUCAUGCAAAGCCCUAUUCAUGGCUGGACGGCUGGAAUAGCUUCAACCCAGGCCACGAGCACCCGGACCAAAACUCCUUCACUUUUGCCCCUAACGGACAGGUGUUUGUGUCUGAAGCACUUUACGGGCCUAAGUACAGUUAUCUGAACAAUGUGCUGGUGUUCGGACCCUCUCCCAGCAGCCAGUGUAACGCUCCAUGGGAGGGCCAGCUGGGGGAGUGUGCUAAAUGGCUGCGCUGGACAGAUGAAGGGGUAGGGGAUGCUGCUGGGGAGCUGAUCGCUGCCUCCUCCCAUAGAGACACUAUGUUUGUAAGCGGGGAGGCAGCCCCAGCUUACUCUCCUGCCAUGCGGCUGAGGAGUGUCUACAGGGCCCUUGUGCUGCUCAACUCCCAGACCUUGCUAGUACUGGACCAUGUUGAGAAGCUGGACGAUUCGCCCAUCACCUCGCAGAGUGCGUUCUUCCACAACCUCGACAUUGACUUCAAAUAUGUCCCCUAUAAAUUCAUGGACAAGUACAAUGGGGCGUUGAUGGAUGUGUGGGAUGCUCAUUAUAAAAUGUUCUGGUUUGACAGCCAGGGUCUCAGCCCAGAUACUAGGAUACAGGAGGCCGAGCAGGCUGCGGAGUUCAAAAAGAGAUGGACACAGUAUGUUAACGUCACUUUCCCCAUGAGGGGCACAGUAAGCCGAGUGGCCUAUGUGAUGCAUGGACCUUAUGUCAAAGUGUCCAACUGUCGAUUUCUGGACAGUAGCAAAAAUGGUGUCAGACUAUCUCUAGUUAUAAACAACACAGAGAAAAUAGUUUCAGUUGUUACAAACUAUAAAGACAUAGGAACAAGAUUAAGUUAUUUAGGAUUUGGGGGUUAUGCCAAAAUGGAAGACAGACAUCAGAUCAUUCGAUAUGGCCUGGGGACUCAACUGGUUCCGAAACAAAACACAGUGGACAAUCAGCUGUUUGAUUUUGGAUUCACAGUCAAUGUGAUAGCGGGGGUGAUACUUUGUGUUGCCAUUGUUUUUUUGACCCUGCAGAGAAAGUUCUAUGUGUGCUUCAGUAGACUGAUGCGCUAUGCUCUGUUCUCGGUGCUCAUACUGUGGAUAGCUGCGCUGUUGUUCGUGUCAAACACCUGCGAUCAACUCCUAUGUGGGGUCAAAUGGAAAGGUGUCAGCACUGACCCAGAGGUCAGCAAACAAACCAGACUUUAUGAUCAACAUCGCUUUGCCCUGCCAACCGUUGUCAUAACGACCCUGCCUGGCUCAGGAUCUGAAAUACUUAAGAACCUUUUUGACAACAGCUCCGACUUUGUUUACAUUCGGGUCCCCACGGAGCAUGUAGACAUUCCAGAGACCGAGUUCGAAUUUGACUCGCUGGUUGAUGCCUGUGAGUGGUCCAGAACGGACGCCCUGCGCGGACGCUUUAAAAUCAUCCAGGGCUGGCUGCAUUCUCUGGUCCACAACACCAAGCUGCAUUUGCAGAACAUCCAGCUAGUGGAGAGUAGCAGGGCCAAGCUGCCCCAGAGAGCCCCAGGCCUCGGCAGUGACAGGAGGAAGAGGACCAGGAGGAAGGAGCCUGCCGCCGAGCUGAGGGGCAAGAUGAGGGGUGGCCUUGAUCGGGAUGCUGAGUAUGUCAGGGAGAUGAGGCGCCACAUCAGUGAGUACCCCAAUGCCCGCGUGGUCCUCAACAUGAGGAGUGGAAGCUGGGGGCUCAAACUCCCCUUCCUUCAGGAGGUGGUGGGCCCGUCCCUGAGGACCAUCAAUGUAGUCAGAGACCCCCGGGCGUGGAUCUAUCUCAUGCUCUAUAACAGUAAACCCAGCUUUUACUCCCUUAAAAACAUUCCUCAACACCUGUCCCUGAUAUUCAAGGAGGACGGUAACAGUAGCAGUACCAGGGACAGGUGCCCAGUCUCAGCCCCUGAGUUCAGAAUGAUCCGGAGGCUCUUGUCCCACUCGGAGGCCAGCGCCGUCCUCCUGCUGGCUCACCUGUGGCUGGCACACACUGCUGCAGUGCUCCGGGUCAGUGGGAGCCUCCAGGCAGAGGCCUACCUCCAGGUGAGGUUUGAGGACAUAGUCACUUUCCCCCAGGAGACAGCUGAAAGGAUCCACAGGUUCCUGGGGGUGCCGGUCACACCGGCGGCCCUCAACCAGCUCAUGUUCACCACCUCCACAAACUUGUACAACCUGAUGUACGAGGGGGACAUAUCACCAGCCAACAUUAACAUAUGGAGGCAGAACAUGCCUCGCAAGGACAUCAGACUGAUCGAGGACACAUGUGGGGUGGUCAUGAAAAGACUUGGGUACUCAAGGUUUAUCAGCUAGUUAAUGUUACUGCUGCAGGUCAGCUGAUAUCAAGUUGUCUUGUUUGUAACUGUCAAUCUUUUACUUUAAUCAUCUCUAAUGUUGUAUUUUGCACUGACCGGUAACGGAAGUGAUAUCAUCACUGAGUCACUGAUGGGAAGUAGUAACACGGGACAAAAACAAUUAUUUAAGCCCAAUUAUUUCACUGUGUUCUGGGUUUUACUCUGUUACAUUAUACUUGGGCGGUUCUACUCACACAUGAUACCUUGUGUUUGCAAGUGAGGGAUGUUUUACAUUAAAAAUGAGUUGAAGGGGAACUUUAAAAGUGAAAGUAUUUGAUUGUGUUUUCUCCCUAUUAUCCCUGGACAAUUACUUUAAACACUCUUUGUUGGAGUGAGAUUUCCACCCUUUGAUGUCUUACAGUUGUCUCUUAAAAAGUCUCCCAAAAAACGGCAAUGUCUAAACAGAUUAUUUUUGUAAAGCUGUUUGGAGCUUAGAAAUACAAUAUGUUCCUAGUGCUUAAUUGUUUUUUUAAUAUAU
Molecule: messenger RNA, 5291 nt
Organism: Oncorhynchus keta (chum salmon)
Lineage: Eukaryota; Metazoa; Chordata; Actinopteri; Salmoniformes; Salmonidae
Product: dermatan-sulfate epimerase-like protein
Exons: 1
Coding region: 1113-4772 (1219 amino acids)
Molecular function (GO): chondroitin-glucuronate 5-epimerase activity
Source: RefSeq, a predicted model, not a curated record